Molecule: messenger RNA, 1872 nt
Organism: Papilio xuthus (Asian swallowtail)
Lineage: Eukaryota; Metazoa; Arthropoda; Insecta; Lepidoptera; Papilionidae
Source: RefSeq, a predicted model, not a curated record
AUGUACAGUAGAAUAGUAAUUGUAGCACUCUUAGUUUUAUUAGUUCAUCAAAAUGUUGUGGAUGCAAGAAAACAAAGGAAAACCAAGCAACCGACGGAGACAGAAAGUCCUGUGCCACAGCCAAGCGUCUUAACCUAUUCAACAUUUGGAUUUAAUGACGUUGCAUCUCGGGAUGGCUUUGUGCCAACUUCGCCAGAGUACUCAAAUCAUCAUAAUAAAUACGAGGAAUCAUCGAAGAAGUUGUACGCACCUGCUUUCCCUUCAGCGCCGGACCCAGAUUUUACCAGUAAUUCUCAAUCUUUAAAUGGAGAACCAUUUACAAAUGCUGAAGGUGGACAACAAUCAAAUAUGGUACAAUUUAAUCCUGCAAGUUUUUAUAGAUCUUCAAAUGUUAAAUCAGAAGACGGCAUAAAUAAAAAUUCAGGUGGGGAAUACAAUAGGGGUUCAGAAAAUAAUAAUAACCCGGUGUACGGAACAAAAAUAAACUACAAUAAUAGAACCAUUUCAUUCAAUGGAUAUAAUAAUUCAGAAGUAGUAAACAAUGAACCGUAUAACAAUUACAAAUACUCAAAUUAUGACAAUUCUCAAUAUUAUAAUGAUAAAAAUCCAUUACACGUCGGUUCUGUUAAUUCAAACCAAAAUCUAUAUGAUUAUACGACUUAUCCUCCUCAAGAAAUAGAAAAUUUAAUGAAGGCUGCUCCAGUAAGUUCACAAGGCAUCAAACAUCUAUACACUGAUAUUAGAGAGUCGUUAACUCCAAAUAAUGGGAACUCGUAUAGCGCUUCCGAGGAUUAUUUAAAUAAGUUUAAAAAUUUGUAUGGCACUGUACCAGCAUCAUCAACUAAUUGGGGAAAUAUUUUUAAGAACACUGAUUACUCGUCCUAUAAAACACAUAAUUAUAAACCGACACAAGAAGCAGAAGAAAACUACGAAUACGUCCACAUACCUAAAAGGCCCAACAAUUAUAGAUUUGAGAAAGACUCUGAAAGUAUCGCGCACGACUGGUCUGCGUAUAGCAAGAAACAUAACCAUGAAUGGAACAAAGAAAAAUAUAACAACAGAUUUAAAUCUGAGGAGGAUUUACUAGGAUUAAGAAAUCACGAUACAUCACAUCCAUCGUAUUUACCUACAUUUCAAUAUCAUGGAAAUGAGGAUUCUGAUGAAAGUUUCAAGGAAGCUGUAGAGAAAUGGAGAGAAGAUUAUAUAAAAACGAAAUAUAGAGAUACACCAAACUACGAUUAUGAAGCUUCAGAAGCAAAACAUGUGCACUCUGUGAAUCCAUAUCAAAUAGAAGUGCCACAUCCGGUGAUAGUGCCAGUGCCACAGCCUUACCCGGUACGGGUACCUGUAGCAAAGCCUGUCGCUGUACCAGUAAUGCACGAGGUAGCCGUACCUAUAGAGAAGCCUGUACCGUACCCAGUCUACAAAAAGGUUCCCUAUCCCGUUGAGAAACUGGUGCCCGUGCCUGUUGUAAAACAGGUGCCAGUACCGGUGGUGAAACCUUACCCAGUAGCAGUGCCUCAAGUACGGCCAGUGUUUCACCAUUCCCGGCCGUCUGCUUACCGCGAAGAGUACGAUGACCACGAAGACGACGACUAUUUCCCACGACCAGAGAGCAGUAAUAUCGUUUAUAAUAAAAGACCGAAAAGUCCACGAAGUCGUCAGCGAAGACCAUCACGCAUGUCUCACCAGGAACGCAGUAAGAACAGAAGACCGCAGAGAAGACCGAACUCGUCGCGCGAGAGAGACCAACAUCGGUAUGUGAAACCAUCUUCAGAAUACAACCGUUACAGGUAUCACGACAAUGAUUUUGAGGACGAUCAUGACCAUAAUGAUUAUUUUACUUACUGUAAGAGAAUUGGCAAUUGUUAA